This is a messenger RNA of Penicillium robsamsonii, 4725 nucleotides long. RefSeq names its product putative ABC bile acid transporter. Gene Ontology annotation, biological process: transmembrane transport. The transcript is spliced from 3 exons. The record is from RefSeq and is a predicted model, not a curated record. Bases 1 to 4725 code for a protein of 1574 amino acids. Gene Ontology annotation, molecular function: ATP binding; ABC-type transporter activity; ATP hydrolysis activity. Gene Ontology annotation, cellular component: membrane. Lineage: Eukaryota; Fungi; Ascomycota; Eurotiomycetes; Eurotiales; Aspergillaceae.
AUGUCCUACAUGGCGACAUCUAGCUAUCUAGCCCUGUCGCUAGUCGCUCUGGAUAGCAUACCUGCCAUCCAGAGUAUCGCCAACCGCAUUGCCGGCAAAGCGCGCGACUAUGAGCCUAUCCAGCUAGCCAAAGAUGUAUACCGCGAUGAAGAUGGUGAAGCGACCAAGGAAUCCCUUCGAGCCUUCUCUGAUAAAUGGCAAAGAAUCGCUAUCGCCCUGUUCUCCAUCGCUGGGUUUCUGGUGACCCUCGCAUUGGCUAUUCUUGCAACAUUAAAGCUCUUCAUUACUAAUUCCACGCCAUUGAUAUGGCUGCAGUUCGGAGUGUGGAUUCUUCUCACUAUCCAAGCUGUUGCUUUCUUCACUGAGCCCCGACCGACAAGCCGAUAUGUGCUAGGCUACCUCGCUUUCUGGGGGAGUCUCGUUGCCAUUGCAGUUCCAGGAAUUGAACUGGGCAUUUUAAUAUUCUCUCAACUCCCCAUCCCCCAUGGCCGAGUUUGGGUCGGGCUGCAAGUGGCUCAAAUUGCUAGCGCUGCUCUUCGCGCUGUAUUCUGUGUUCUGCUACCACGUCGUCCGGAUGUGUACCAUGAAGAUAAGUUGGUUGAGCAGGAGCUUUCAGUCUCUCUACUCAGCCGCUUCAGUUUCAGCUGGUCCAAUCAGCUGCUAAACCAUGCAGUGAAGCACAAGAAAAUGGAGCUUGACGAUAUUCCCAAGCUUACGGCAGCGAAUCGUGCCGGUUUCCUCCGUGAGAAAUUCGAAAUUGUUAGACAGAACCGGAAAUUGUGGAAAGCGAUUAUCUUGGCGCAUUGGCGGUCAUUACUCGCCCAGGCGACGCUUAGUCUCCUGAUUUGCUUCCUGAGUUUUGGUCCACAGGUCGCCCUGUUCCAGAUCUUGAAAACACUUGAACUGCGUGGUACCCCGUACUGGAAUAUCGGGGCAUCAUAUAUCUGGGUCCUCGCCCUGGGUGGGUUCUUGUUCCUCAGCUCGAGCGUAGAGGCGUGGCUAUUCUGGGUGGUAUACUCUAAACUUGGAGUUCCGACCUACUCAGAGCUGUCAGCAGUCAUAUUUGCCAAAGCCAUGCGUCGCAAGGACGUGAAGUAUACAAAGAAGUCCAACACGCCAGAUAAAUCCGAUAGUUCCAGCAAGGGAUCCGCCGAGGACGACGAAGAUGACGAAGAUGCAAUGAAGAAAAGCCGCCAGAGUAUUAUCAACCAUGUGGCCGUGGAUGCUCGACGCGUUUCAGAUUUUGCCUCGUUCAACUAUGUCAUCCCACAGGCGACCUUCAGAAUCAUUAUCGGUGCUGCGUUCCUGGUCCAAAUUCUCGGCUGGCGGAGUGCCUUUGCCGGUCUUUCAGUCUCUGCACUUGUGACACCACUGAAUGCAUACGCAGCUAGAAAAUAUGCGAAUGCCCAGGACCGAUUGAUGAAAUUCCGUGACCAGAAGCUGGCGAUCGUUACUGAAGUGCUGCAGGGAAUCAGGCAGAUCAAAUUCUCCGCUUUGGAGAAGCAAUGGCAGAAGCGUGUCCAGGAUACGCGAGAAACCGAACUUGGCGCAUUGUGGGCUUCCUUCGUUGCUGAUAUUGGCCUGCUUGCGAUCUGGGUUCUCGGCCCCGUCGGCUUAUCCGCCGUUUCGUUGACUACAUACGCCAUUAUUAAUGGUGCUUUAACACCGUCUGUGGCUUUCACGGCUAUGGCAAUCUUCAAUUCCCUCGAGGCGUCUCUCGCUAUUAUACCAGAGCUCAUGUCGAUGGGCCUGGAGGCGAAGGUUAGCGCGGAUCGUAUCGACAAAUUUUUGGCUACUUCCGAAAAUGUUGUCAAUACUGUCCCUGGUGAAUAUAUUGCUUUCGACAACGCCUCUGUUGCAUGGCCUGCGGAGGAACAAGAUAUCCAAGAUUCCGAGGAUCGUUUCGUUCUGCGUGACAUGACCUUGAAAUUCCCGACGAAAAGUCUAAGCGUGGUGUCGGGCAGAACUGGCUCUGGAAAGAGUCUGCUUCUCUCAUCGAUCCUGGGUGAAUGUGAUGUCCUCACCGGGACGAUCAUGGUACCCGUUCCACCUCCCAUCACAGACCGAUUCGAUCAUGUUGCGACAAAGGCAAAUUGGAUUAUCGACUCAGCCAUUGCCUAUGUUGCGCAGAUGCCAUGGAUCGAAAAUGCUACGAUCAAAGCGAACGUUCUCUUCGGACUCCCGGAUGAUCCAGAGCGCUACCGACAAGUCAUCUUUGCCUGCGCUCUGGAAAAAGAUUUCGAGAUGCUACCGGACGGCGAUAUGACAGAUAUCGGUGCGAAUGGUGUCAACCUGAGCGGUGGUCAGCGCUGGCGUGUCUCAUUUGCCCGCGCAUUGUACUCUAGGGCUGGCAUACUUGUUAUGGAUGACAUCUUUAGCGCUCUCGAUGCUCACACAGGUCGUCACAUCUUUGAGCACGCUCUCACCGGGGAACUCGGCCAGAACCGAACUCGCAUUUUGGUCACGCACCAUGUAGCACUGUGUCUUCCUCGCACAGACUACUCCGUGCUAUUGGAGAAUGGUCGUAUCAAAUAUGCAGGUACCGUUGAUGACCUGAAGGAAUCACAUCAUCUAGAGGAUAUCCUUCGCGAGGAACAAGCCGCAGAACAAGCGGGCCUUAUAGCAGAUAGAGACCAUCAUGAAUUACCCAAUGAUGAGGAGACAACUCUCCAAAAGGUGAUCUCCAAUACAUCCUACCAAAAAGCGAGCACCGCUCCAAAUGGUCAAGCUCCCAACGGAAAUGGAACCGCUACUGCACAGACGCCUACCCCGAAGAAGUUUGUUGAAGACGAAAAAAGAGAAACCGGCUCUGUGCGGCUAGCAGUGUACCUUGCUUUCUUGAAUAAAGCUGGCUCCGUGGUCUACUGGUUGAUUACUCUCGCAGUCUAUUUAUCGUUUUCGACCCUCUUAAUUGGACGAUCUUGGUGGAUCAAUAUCUGGACCAGUUCGUCCUCCAAUACUAAGGUCCAUCCUGAGCAAUACCAUAUCCUAUUGCAGCACACCAUGCAACCGACAUCACCGGUUCCACAGCAUGAUGACCUCUUCAUGUACCUCGGAGUCUAUGUUGCCAUCUCGGUCAUUGCCUGUAUCAUCGGCACAGCCCGAUAUUACUGCAUUCUUUCGGCGUCAGUCCGGGCCUCGAGGAACUUGUUCAAUGGCUUGAUCUAUGCUGUUCUCCGCGCACCACUCCGGUGGCUGGAUACUGUUCCAUUGGGGCGAAUUCUCAAUCGCUUCACAGCCGACUUCCACUCAAUCGAUUCAAAAAUCGGAUACGAUGUCGGAUUCUUCGUGGGCAAGGUCCUAGAUGUUCUCGCAAUCAUGAUUGCGGGGAUGCUUGUCGAUUGGAUGAUGAUCUUAUUCGGCCUAGUCCUGUUGGCCGUAUGUCUAAAGCUGGCCGUAUCCUAUUUGGAAGGUGCCCGUCAGAUCAAACGUCUCGAGAGCACCGCGAAAAGCCCUGUGUUUGAGCAGUUUGGGUCUAGUCUCGCUGGCCUAAUCACCAUUCGUGCCUUCAGCAAACCAGACACUUACGUCGAACUAAUGUACAACAAGAUCAAUCGCCAUGCGCAAGCAUGGUGGACCUUGGGGCUGUUCAACCGCUGGCUCGCGUUCCGCAUGAGCAUCGUCGGCGCUAUCUUCUCAACCGUCACUGCUGGUCUGGUGGUCUAUCUGCCGGGUAUCAGCGCUUCACUUGCGGGUUUCGCUCUCAGCUUUGCGUUGCAGUAUAACAAUGCGAUCACGAUGGCACUGCGACAAUAUGCUAACAUUGAAUUGAAUAUGAACGCCAUAGAGCGUGUCAUCGAGUAUUCUAACUUUGAGCUCGAGAACCAAGGAGGAGCAGAUGUACCUGCUGCUUGGCCCACAGAGGGCCACCUCGAAGUCCACGAUCUUGUGGUGGGUUAUGCACCGGAUCUCCCACCGGUAUUGAAUGGGCUCAGCUUCUCGGUGGAGAAGAACCAGCGCGUAGGUGUCGUUGGACGCACAGGGGCAGGCAAGUCCUCUUUGACGCUUGCACUCUUCCGAUUCUUAGAGGCACGCUCGGGCCAGAUCUUCAUCGACGGAAUUGAUGUCUCCACGAUCAAACUGCAUGACCUCCGCAGCAGACUUGCAAUCAUCCCGCAAGACCCGGUGCUAUUCUCUGGCACGGUGCGAUCGAAUCUUGACCCGUUCGAAGAAUACAGCGAUACAGAGCUCUACGAUGCGCUAGCACGCGUGCACCUCAUCUCCCAGGCUGAUGAUGAUGAGCUCACCCUCACAUCGCGGACUGCCACGCCUCCCCGCCAGCCCAGCGAAACAGGCACAUCGACACCAGCGAAGGCCCAGAAGACUAACGCAAAUGUUUUUACCUCUCUCUCUGCGACCAUCUCCGAGGGCGGCCUCAACCUCUCCCAAGGUCAGCGCCAGCUUCUCUGUCUCGCCCGUGCCAUCGUCGCGCGACCCAAAAUUAUGGUUCUAGACGAGGCAACCUCGGCUGUCGACAUGGAGACCGACGCGUUAAUUCAGCAGUCUAUCCGUGCGGAAUUCGGCCGCAAUGCUACCACACUGCUGGUUAUUGCGCACCGGCUUAGCACAAUUGCUGACUUCGAUCGCAUUCUGGUUAUGGAUGCUGGCAAGGCGGCUGAGUUUGGCACGCCAAAGGAUCUUAUGGGGAUUGAGGGUGGUGUUUUCAAGAAUCUUGUUGAGAAUAGUGGAGAGAAGGAAGUGUUGGAGGAAAUGAUCUUUGCAUGA